This is a messenger RNA of Fraxinus pennsylvanica, 1140 nucleotides long. Lineage: Eukaryota; Viridiplantae; Streptophyta; Magnoliopsida; Lamiales; Oleaceae. The record is from the annotation of a GenBank genome assembly.
AUGUUGAAGGAAAAUAGUAGAGGAAUACAUGGUGGCAACACCAGCAACCAUUGGUCCCGGAUUUGUGACACGUGCCAAUCAGCGGGUUGCACCGUGUACUGCAGGGCUGACUCGGCCUACCUCUGUACUGGCUGUGACGCUCGCAUCCACAGAGCCAGUCAUGAAGCCUCGCUCCAUGAGCGCAUGUGGGUGUGCGAGGCCUGUGAAAGUGCUCCAGCAGCCUUCCUAUGUAAGGCUGAUGCUGCAUCCCUAUGUACAACCUGUGACUCGGAUAUUCACUCUGCCAACCCGUUGGCACGGCGCCACCAACGUGUCCCAAUUAUGCCUUUUACCGGCAUGCUCUAUGGUACUCCCUCAGCCACUCACCCCAGUGGAUUAGUAAUGGGGCCUACAGGGGUUGCAGCCAAGAUUGAGUUCUUGACUCAAGAUGAUGAUCAAACUAUACUUGAAGAAGAUGAAGACGAGGCAGCUUCAUGGCUUUUCUUCAACCCAGUCAAGAAUAUAAACAACCAAAGUAACAGCAUUGGACAAUUCUUCGGUGGAGAGGUUGACAAGUAUUUAGACCUUGACGAGUACAAUUCAUGUCAGGACAACCAGUUCAGUAAUCAGGACAACAAUCAACAGCAAUCUUACAAUGUUUCUCAAAAGAGCCAUGGCAGUGACAAUGCUGUGCCAAUCCAGUACAGAAAGAGUACGGAUCAGAUUCACAACCAUGGUUUUCAAUUGAGGAUGGAGUACGAGGCCAUGAAGAAUGGUUAUGAUAAUCCCACUUCAAUUUCUGACACUGUAUCACUUUCAUCUUUAGAUGUUGGAGUUGUUCCAGAAUACACAAUGAGAGAGGUUUCAGUCUCCCACCCAAGACCUCCAAAGGGGACAAUUGAUCUUUUCUCCAGCCCUCCUAUCUCAAUGCCAACACAACUUUCUCCAAUGGACAGAGAAGCGCGAGUGUUAAGGUACAGAGAGAAGAAGAAGGCGAGGAAGUUUGAGAAGACAAUCAGGUAUGCAUCAAGGAAGGCCUAUGCAGACACCAGACCUAGGAUCAAAGGUCGAUUUGCAAAGAGAACAGAUGAAGGAGUCGACCAGAUGUUCUCAACAAUGCCAAUAGAAGAAGGUGGCUAUGGAAUCGUCCCAUCAUUCUGA